AGUCCAAGUAUUCUUAUCAACGGUGCUAAUGGUAAAUCAACAAAUGGCAGGUCACCAAAACGUGUCAGUUUUGAGAAACGAGUUGAGCUCAAGUCUGAUAAAAGUGUGUUGAAGUUUGUUUGUGGUGAUGAGAUAAUUGAUCAAGAAAAUCCUUUUCGACAACCUGAUAUAUCUGAUGACGAAACUGUACCCAAGUACAACAUAGUUGGUAUUCCGACCGUAAAACCAAAACCUCGUUUACCGAUUGCAAGAUCUAGAAACUCUUUGACCAGAUUGUCUACUGAAGAAGUUGAGAGGUUUAAAAGUAAAUAUUCAAAUUUUGAUAGCAUCAACCCGGACAGUCACUCGUGUGAUUUGGAUUUGAAAAUCAAAAUCGAAGGUAAGACUGUAGGUAAACCUGUAGUUGUGGAAGAAAAUAACAACGUGAAACCAGUUCCUGAUUCUGAACCUGCUGUAGAAUAUGCUACCCAAGAAAUAGUGCAAAAACAAUCCAUCUACGACAAUUUAGUGAGUGUUGAAGAAGUGCAGAAAAACGGUGACUUAGUGCACAACAGUGAAGACAACAGUGAUUCCAAUAUGUCUGAUAAAGUGAAAAAACGCGGCUCCGGCAUCCGAAAAAUCUUCCCAGUUUCCUUAUUCUCUAAAACAAGAUCGCCAAGUGAAAAUGGUAAACCUGAAACAACUUGGGCUGAUCGGAGUGCAACCUCAAAAACCAAACCUAUACGCAGGAUUGUUUUGGAACCUUCUAAAGACGUCAGUGAUAUCAAAGUUGUGCGCCGAUUUGGCAAUAUUGAUGUCCCUCGACAACCUUCUAUGAACUUGGAGGACCAGGUUGAAAGGAUGCAAAGGGAACUUGAAAUCGUGAGCAAUGAUAAAACAAGCAACUUGUACUCUGGUCCACUUUAUAACAAAGAUUCAAAACCUAAGUCUAAAAUACCUAAUAGCUCCAGCUCGUCGUCAAGUACGCUGAUAUCAGAUUCCUCCGACACCAAACCUCAACUCAAACAAAUUUCGCGAUUAAAAAAACCCACAGUGGACUUUGUUAAUAGAAGCACAGGUAUCAGCACUUCUGGUAGAAACUCUGCACCAAUUUUUUCAACACCUGGACGCACUAUGCAAAUAUCCAGACUGCCCAAAUUAAAUUCAUCAGCACCUGAUAAACGUACAGAAUCACCUUUGAACUUCCUGGACACGAAAUCCAAAAUACCUUCGACGAAAAUUGCUGCAAAACCUAGACCAGUGGCUAUUCCUAAUGCAGACAAAAUUAUAAACGAGUCAGGUAUUAAAUCUAAACCAGUGCCUGCAACUCGGAAUUUUGAAAAACGUGCAACAUCCUUCAACGUGAACCACAAAAUGGGUUAUCAACCCAACCGUAAUGUUACAGAUGACUCCAAAGCAUUUGAAGGAGUUAGUGCUGAAAUGAAGAUCACAAAAGCUCCUGUUGUGUAUAAUACGUCAAAAUUACGGACUAGAAGUUUGUCUCCAAGACAAAGGCAUAAGUUGGAUGGUUCUAAAGUACCCACAGAACCUAGUGAUGGUAUGCAAUUACUGCCUGAUAAGGAAUUCGGUGACGACAUUGAUAAGGAUGUUGGUGAUUAUGCCAAGUUGAAAAACCUAGGACCGACUAGUGACGGUAUUAAAAGUCCACAAGCUUGUAGUACACCUGAAAAAAGCAUUUGCAAACAAGAUGGUGAAAAGCAUAGAAAAAUAGGGUCACCAAUACCGGCACCAACACUUCCCCCGCGUGAUAUGCAAAAGGUGCAAACGCGCCAAAACGUCGAAGCAUUCUGUUGGAAAAAACUGCAAGAAAUGAACAAACGCAACGAGGAACAAAUCUACGCAAAUUGUUUCGAUCGUUUCAACAGCCUGAGAAGCCUUACACCGCCUGUGGUUCCACCACAUGCCAUAGAUCCCAUAUACGUAUCCCGUUCCGAAAUCGGCACCAAAGCCCAACCUCAAAUUGACCAGAAACGACGACAAAUAAUUCCUGCACCGAUUUUCAAACGUGGCAGUUUAGUAUCCGAGUCUGAUUUGGUGAAUCCUCUUACCCCAAAACGUGUGAGUUUUACCGGUGGAAACGUUUCUCCGAGGAUUCCUUUGGGGUUGCCAGUGCGCAGAAUAGUGACGGUGAACGAUAAAGUGUGUGACGUGUAUGGACGCAUUCACGAAGUGCCUAAAGGUUCCGAUGAUUAUAUAAGAAACCCUCAAUUAAGGAGACCUUUGCCUCCUGUUCCUGCAAGGGCACCUUGUGAUAGUGAAAGCGGCUCCGAGGCUGGCGAAGUGCAAAGGAUUAUGCAGUACGGAAAUCAACGUCAUCCUAAUGAGUCGGAUUGGGCUGGUCGACAUGCCACCGAUUCGGAAGUGGAGGUAUCCCGCGGCGGCCGAGGCUCCCGCCAAAGUUCCCGCUCCCGGGAGGACCCCCGGAGGCACACCCUUGGAGGCGACAUGCUCUACCAGCAACAGAUGCUACCUCAGAGGGCACUCGAUCUGGAGGCACCCCCAACCCGCGGCUACGCCCCUUUGGGUCUCGGAGCUGCCGGUCCGUUGUUCGACGACGACCCCGGAAUAAUGUCGGAGGUCGAGACCGCCUCCACUGGAUUCCGAAGAGGCGGCAAACAGAGGAGCUCAUUGCCCGUCGUACGAACGCCUUCCAAGACGCUCGAGAGACCUCUAGGUCUGGUCUUUCUGCAGUAUCGCAACGAGACAAAGCGCGCCCUGUUGCCGAACGAGAUAACCUCGAUCGACACGGUGAGGGCGCUCUUCGUGCGAUCCUUCCCGAGGCAACUAACCAUGGCUUAUCUCGAAGGACCCCACGUUAAGAUUUAUAUACACGACAGCAGCAAGGACAUGUUCUACGAACUCGAGGAUCUCAGAUCCCAUUUGCGCGACAUCCGCGACCGUUCCGUCCUCCGCCUGUUCGAAUCGGCGGAGGUGUCGGGCGCCUGCCCGGGCGUCGGCGUCGGCGGGAUGCCCGUCGGGCCGCCCGGUUCGAUGCCGGUGGCCGCCUGGGGCGACGCCGACCAGAGCUACUUCAGCGAACCGGAGUUCGACUCGGAGUACAGGCACCAGCACGUCCAUAAGAGCAAGGCUGGAAAAGGUGGAGGCGCUCCUUAUUAUGUUGGAGGAUCAUCCACUUUGCCAAGACUUGGGGGCUAUGACAGAAAAAGUUUACCACCUUCAGAUGGUUACAUGAGUUCUCCAGAACGUGGAGCACCCAGAGGUGGUGGUUAUGAAGAACCCUAUUAUUCACAGUACGGAACCCGAGCAGGAACAGUCACUCCUGUUAUAGACGAAGAAGUCACAGAACCUUCGUUACUUGAUGAAGGUUAUUCGUUGUAUGGCGUCAAGUUGCCCCCUGGGGGCCCCAGAAGUUCGGCGAGGCCCCCUUCGGCGCAGCCCUAUGAUCCGCCCAGACACAGUGACGAGUUGCAUCGCAUGCGCGUGGAGCACAUGGAGCGCCAACUCGCCAAUCUGACAGGUCUGGUGCAAAAGGCGUUGACUCAGGCACCAGGAACUGCACCACAGGCAGCCCCGAGGGAAUUCCUGCAGGUACCGGGAGGACAAGGCUACACGAGAGAUAAAUCCGUCUCCUUCGAGAAAUCGGUGUCAUUCUCCGACGAGCCUCCCGGAAUAUCGCCGAAGCAGCACUCGCCGCAGCACUCCGCCGAUAGUCGCCCUGCCAAGCCUGCUAUCAAAUCUUCCACUUUGCCUAGAACUUCUUCACAAGAACGAGACCGACUGAAACCAUUACCGCCCCCGAAACCGAUGGGAUUAGCCCCUCAAGCCGGAGGAGCCCCUAUGUAUAGAGGCGAUUUAAUUUUAGCCCCUGAAGUGUACAAUCAUUUGAGAGGUUUGCAGAAAAAGGCAAAAGAUUUAAGAACAGAGGUACGAACUCUUCGUCGUAUGUCCCAGGCCCAGGCUUUGGCAGUCCGAGAAGAUAUCAGGGACGCAUUUAUCAGAAUAAGGGCCACUUUGCUGGCCGGAGGCGCAUCUGCCUUCAGACAAACUGACCAGGAUAAGAUGCGACUAACCCGCGAAGAAGAGCUCUACAAGCAAGAAGUCCUCCGCCUCGAGUCCGAUUUAUCGGAGCUCGAAGGGUCCGUCGAGACCCUUCGAGGUGAGGUCAUAAAUCGGCGGACACGUGUCAAUAUGUCCGCCGUGGAGGACAUGGCCCUGGUGUUGAGCAGAGCAAGUAAAACUGUCGCAGAACUCAAAAUGCGAUUCCCGUCUCUCCAGCAAGGCUUGAGGGUGGCUUUGGCUGGGGAAAUGGAACAGGUUGUAAGAGAAGAAAAGUUCUUGAAGGAGGAGCCUGAACGUCUAGAAAGUGCACUACGUAGGUGCAAAAAGUUAACAGGAACUUUAGUUACACUGAAAAGGUUGGCGAGCGUACAAGAACAGCGCCUACCGCCGCCCGCAGGAGAAGCGCAGGGCGAAUCGCCGCCGCCGACGACUCCGACGUCGGCCCAGAGCAAGAGUUUGUAUAUGCAACCGAAUAUAUUCACAGUAUGUUUGACCGCACCAGUACCAGAAUGAAGUCACUGUUUUGUCGCAUGUCGCAUGUUCUAAAAUCGAAAUUCAGGCCGUGCCCGGGUCGCGGAUGGUCUCGGAG
Messenger RNA from Ctenocephalides felis (cat flea), 4609 nucleotides. RefSeq names its product coiled-coil domain-containing protein AGAP005037. The transcript is spliced from 19 exons. The coding region runs from base 577 to 4533 and encodes 1318 amino acids. The record is from RefSeq and is a predicted model, not a curated record. Lineage: Eukaryota; Metazoa; Arthropoda; Insecta; Siphonaptera; Pulicidae. Gene Ontology annotation, cellular component: cytoplasm.